Messenger RNA from Athene cunicularia (burrowing owl), 7211 nucleotides. RefSeq names its product solute carrier family 6 member 2 (gene SLC6A2). Gene Ontology annotation, molecular function: neurotransmitter:sodium symporter activity; norepinephrine:sodium symporter activity; dopamine:sodium symporter activity. The transcript is spliced from 14 exons. NCBI's taxonomy places the organism in Eukaryota, Metazoa, Chordata, Aves, Strigiformes, Strigidae. The record is from RefSeq and is a predicted model, not a curated record. Bases 151 to 1686 code for a protein of 511 amino acids. Gene Ontology annotation, cellular component: neuronal cell body membrane; plasma membrane; presynaptic membrane. Gene Ontology annotation, biological process: sodium ion transmembrane transport; dopamine uptake involved in synaptic transmission.
GCAGUCCCAGAGUGGUGGAACCAAGAAGGAGGAACCCCCAUUCGGUCAUCUUCCCCCUCCCCAUAGGUACCAGGGAAUGGGACAGAGACAUCCCUCUUGCUACCUGGUGCUUUUCUUAUUCCCUAUAUCCUCUUCUUAAUCAUUGCUGGAAUGCCCCUGUUCUAUAUGGAAUUAGCACUGGGACAGUAUAACCGAGAAGGGGCUGCCACUGUGUGGAAAAUCUGUCCCGUUUUCAAAGGUGUAGGCUAUGCAGUGAUACUCAUAGCUCUUUACGUGGGUUUCUACUACAACGUUAUCAUAGCUUGGUCUCUGUAUUAUCUAUUUUCAUCAUUCACAUUUGAGCUCCCUUGGACAAACUGCGACAACAGUUGGAACAGUCCAAACUGUACAGAUCCCAAACUCUUCAAUGCAUCAGUGCUUGGCAAUGGAACCAAAUACUCGAAGUACAAACUCACUCCUGCAGCUGAAUUUUAUGAGCGAGGAGUUCUGCACCUGCACGAAAGCCGUGGAAUCCAUGACCUUGGCUUGCCUCGCUGGCAACUUUCCCUCUGCCUCUUGGUGGUGGUAAUCAUUCUUUUCUUUAGUCUGUGGAAAGGAGUGAAGACUUCAGGAAAGGUUGUUUGGAUAACAGCCACAUUGCCUUAUGUUGUAUUAUUUGUCUUGUUAAUACAUGGAAUAACCCUGCCUGGUGCAUACAAUGGAAUAAAUGCAUACCUGCACAUAGAUUUCAGAAGAUUAAAAGAAGCCACAGUAUGGAUUGAUGCAGCUACUCAGAUAUUUUACUCCUUAGGAGCUGGAUUUGGUGUUUUAAUUGCAUUUGCCAGUUACAAUAAGUUUGACAACAACUGUUACAGGGAUGCUUUGCUGACUAGUACCAUUAACUGUGUCACAAGCUUCAUCUCAGGAUUCGCAAUUUUCUCCAUAUUGGGCUACAUGGCUCAUGAGCACAAAGUUAAAAUUGAGGAUGUAGCCACUGAAGGAGCUGGGUUAGUUUUCAUCCUGUAUCCAGAGGCAAUUUCAACUCUUUCAGGAUCUACAUUUUGGGCUGUGGUAUUCUUCAUCAUGCUCCUUACUCUUGGCAUCGACAGUUCUAUGGGUGGAAUGGAGGCUGUCAUCACUGGCUUGGCAGAUGACUUCCAAAUUCUGAAGCAGCAUAGAAAGCUCUUCACCUUUGGUGUGUCUUUUGGCACUUUCCUACUAGCCCUUUUUUGCAUCACCAAUGGUGGAAUUUAUGUGCUCACACUUCUGGACACAUUUGCAGCUGGGACUUCAAUACUGUUUGCUGUUCUAAUGGAGGCAAUUGGAGUUUCCUGGUUUUAUGGUGUGGACAGAUUCAGUGAGGAUAUCCAACAAAUGAUGGGCUUCAAGCCAGGCCUCUACUGGAGAUUGUGCUGGAAAUUUGUUAGCCCUGCUUUUUUAUUGUUUGUUGUGAUAGUCAGCAUAAUAAAUUUCAAACCACUGACCUACGAUGACUACACCUUCCCUCUCUGGGCAAAUCGCAUUGGCUGGGGAAUAGCAUUAUCUUCAAUGAUACUUGUGCCUGCCUAUAUUAUCUAUAAAUUUAUGAAUGUGCGUGGGACCUUUAAAGAAAGACUAGCUUACUGCAUCACACCUGAAAAUGAGCACCAACUCGUGGCCCAAGGAAAUGUCAGGCAGUUUAAGCUUCAACACUGGCUAACAAUAUGACAACCAACAGAUUGUAGAAAAAGCCAAUAUGUUAAGCUAAACUGAGAAUACAGAAAAGUCAAGUUCAAAGCUCCCUCGAUUAUGCUUGGACCAGGCUGGCUCAGAGCUUAUCUACUGACUCUUUGAGGGAAGACAUCUGCUCUCUGUUCUCAAUGCCUCCCUUCUAUUACUUGGCUUCAAAUGAUCUUUAAAGACUCCGUUUCAUUUUUCUUACAUCCUUUGGUGCCAUGAGAUCCCUACAUGACCAAAACUUGUGAGUUUUGCUAUUGGCAGAAGUGGAGGAGGGGGGAGCAGAGGAAAAAAAGCAAUCAACAUAAGUUAAAUGCUUUUUUAUUGUGAAAUGAAUUAAACUUUUCUGACAGUAAUAAUUUACUUCAGAUAUUCAUGCCACGACCUAUUUUAAACCAACAACACCUGAACGUUCUUAGAUCUAAAGAAAGAGUACAUCUCAAUUAUGAGGAAAAAGCAAUGUUAACUAUGUACAAUUCAUUAACUUUCUUUCCAUACUAUCCUUUGGGAUAUGAGUUUGCAUCCUUCUGAAGUGAAGACUCAAUGCUUUGGUUUUAGUGGUUUGUUAUUAGUUUCUUCUCUUGGUGAAGAAGGCUGUCUUUGCUGUAUAUGUCCAUGCCAUUUUCUAUCAAGUUUAAUUACACAAGCUGAAAAGCGGCAGGAACAGAAUUCCUGUUAUAGCUACUAAGUACAGGACAUGGUUUAAUACCACAUUGUACUUAAUGAAAACUAUAUUUGUUUAUAUCGACAAUUGAAAUGUCUAUAUUAUAUGAUCCAUACUCCACACUCUUCCAGCCAAGUAUGAAAGUUACAUGCAAAUAGACAGAUUUUCAGCUUUUUGUUAUAUUUUGUUCCGAAUAAAGAAUGUAAAAUACAUAGGAAGUGAGAAUUACAUAAUCUACCUGGGGGCACCAAAAUACCAAACUUCAGCUUUAUUCUCCUGCUGUGCACAUGCUAUUAUUAUAAUUCAACCUGAAUUCACCUACCAAAACAUAGUAAGAUUGUGCUGAAUAAUUUAGAAGGAUAUUUUAGGCAUACUUGGCUCUCUAAGCCUAUUCCAGCUCUUCUCUGUGCUAGUAUUAUGCAAGUUAGAAGAUAGAGAACAAACUGCAUUUGGGUGCUGUUCUUACUCUGUGACCACUUACCACUGUAGUAUUUUCCCAGUGACCACUAGAUUCAGUAGCUUUGAGUUAUUUCUUGUACUUAUUUAUCACUAGAUUUACAGUCAUUUUCAGAGGCAGCAGCUUCUCAGCUGAAUCCAGCCCAGAGCUUACCUCUGGACCUUACCUCUGAUUUUUCUUUUUGCCUUUAUAUAUCCAAUUCAGCUUGUCUUUUAAAUGUAUGUAUACUUCCUCUUUUUAAAAAGACCAUUUAAAAAGAUGGGGCGCUUUUUUUAUAAAACAAUUUUUGUUGAAGGAUUUCCCCACCCCACCCCCCUUCUUUUAAAUGGUCCAGUUUAAAAGCCCCAAGUGAUUUUGACAUUUUCCAUUUAACAUUGAUUUCUGUUCAAAAUAAGGGAAGGGAAGUUUCUCUCCUUAUUCAUCCUUUCCUCCAACGUAAUCAAUACUUUCGAACAUAUCAAGUAUAGUCCUCUUCUUAAAGAUUCUCUGUGACAAAUAGUAGUUUUAUUUAAACAGGGUUUUAAACCUAAAGACUACUGUCUUCUAAUUAUAAAGGAAAUCGUAUUUUCUGACCCAGCUGAUGGCCAAUAGCUGUUUAAACCCUGUUAUUAAAUACAUUUCAAUAAUAAAGGAAUUUCAAAUGUUGUGGUUCUAGUUCUGUAAUUAUACAAGAAGCCAAACAAUGAAAAUAUGUCGAGGCCUUCAAAAAAGCCAUCCCACCAACUUCAUAAGUAAUCCCAUUUUUAUUGUUUGCUGAACUACAUAAGGAUCUUUUCAUUGUUGUAAAGCUUACUUUUCAAUAAUACAGAUGCUUCAGUCACUGACUUGGCAUGACUCAAAAGCUUCUUAGCAUAGAUAUAAUUACCAAGUUUUGAAACUCUUGGGGGCUCUUUAACAUGGAGCUUUAAUAGCUUGUGACAUUAUACAUGAUUUGGAUCGCUCAUGUUUGGAAAUGCUGACAAACUGCAUUAAUGUUCACUUGUGACACACCCCAUCCUCACCAUCUGUAAAGCAAAACCCUUGCAGGAAAACUUACAUUUCAUCACCAGUCUGCUCUGAAAUAUCUUAACAGGGACUGAAAUCAGCUUUACCCAGCAUGUUAGGGUUCGAUUGCAUUUUUAAUACCAAAUCCCAAGGCAAUUACCUGCUACAUUAUUUUUAUUUUUAUUACUGUAUAGCAUCUUAGGUUUAGUGUAGUGUUUAUAGCUCAGGACUCUGUUGCACUAUUGCCAUCUUGUUCUGAGGUUUUAUAGAUAAAGAACUUGCAAUCUAUACAGAAGACAAUAGCAAAUCAGAGAAAGCAGGAAUCUUAUUACCAGGAAUAGUCCAAAUGAAAAAGAUAAUACACACUGCAUGACCACACAGCUAGGCUUUAAGUUCAGGAUGUUGCCCAAAAUAAGUCUCCCACAAAAUAAAGGACUUCUGUCCCAGAAAUGAAGAAUAACGUCUUCAAUUCUCCACAGAAUAAGAUGCUCAACUACCUCAUGCCUCUUGGACAAUAAAUGAUGCCAUUAGACACAAGCUAGCAUCCAUUCAAAUGACAAAUACCUUUGUGAAGACCAGGUUAUAUUCUUUUCCUCCAUUCAGUGAUAUGGUACAGGCAGUCCAAUAAGAAACCACAGCUCAGGCAUCCAGGUCCUCCUGCUUUGAGCUCCCAAAUACAUUUGCAGUAUGGAAAAUAUCAAAUGCCACUAAGAUACUCUUCUCCCUUCAGUUCAACCACUUGUAGUUUAAAAAAAAAAAUAUAUAUAUCACCCAGCAAGGUCCUUGUCACCCAUGUGGUUUAACUACAAGUCUUCCUCUAACUCAAUCUUGAAUUUUCAGGCAAGAAGCCCACUCUUUCCCUCAGCUAUACCUAUUGUGGGAACAGACCUGCUCCAGGGACCAAUGUUCUUCCAGAUAUCCCCAUGGGAUUGCAAGUAUAUGCUGGUGGAGUAGGAAGCCCACUUCUAAAAAAAGAAAAUUUUUGAUACAAGCUUAUUCAAGAUGCAGUAUCAUCUGCUUGCUAAUCAUGUUGGCUGUUUUGUAACAAGCCAGUGGCAAGAAUUCAGUGAAACAAUUAAACAGCUCACUUGACAGUUCUAGAAACUAUUUUCUCAAAAGCCUUUUUUUUUUUUAAUCUGGUAAAGGAAACUACUGUCAUACAUUAGCAUCUCUCUUCUGACCCUCCUUCCUGUUAGUGAAAGAGACCUGCCUGUGAUCCAUAUUUUUUUCAUCAAGCCAUAGAAGGUUAGUUAGCACCAAGGACAAAGAAAUCCUCCAUUUUCUUUGUAUCCCUCCUGCUCUCAUUCAUCAGGAUAAUUCUUCAUAUACUUGGUACUGUUCUAAAGCUACACCACAAACUCCAGAGAUUUAGAUUUCUGGUCGAAACAGUAGGCCUUUCAUGGGCAACAGUCCAAAAAGCACUAGUGCUAUUUAGUGUUUGGCCCCUGUUUGAACCAUAUCUUUCUUGUCAGUCCUUCUGGUGUUCUGUCAUGUCCUGAGGCAUACACCCUGGCAACACUUGAAAGACGUCUUACCACAGUGAAGGAUUUUGCAGGAAAUCCAGGAUCAAACAUGAUAUUUUAAAUAUAGAAUGUAGGAGAAAUACUUGGCUGUUAACUAUUGUACAUUCCCUAACUGCACGUGCAAUACAUGUUUUAUGUAAUUUUCCCAGAGGAAAUUUCCUAUAAUUGGUCAUUUCUCCUCAGCAAAAUACCAUUUAAAUGCUAUUAUUUAAAAAGGUCAAGCCCAAACAUUUUGUAUAUACAUCCACUUCUUAUGCUAUUGUUUUGACAUGAAUUAAGUUUAUUUUGUACUGUUAGGUUGUAGGAGGCUACGUAGAAAAUUCUUUUGCUUUUAAUGUCUCUUUUUCAGUUCUUCUGAUUCAUACAGUAUUAAUUAGCAGAUACUUGCUUUUAUGGGAGUAGAUAGCUUUCAUUCGUAUUCUGGACUGAUUCACUAAGUUGCAUGAGGCACUAGCAAGCAUUUAAGAAUUUCUUUCCUCAGAACCAAAUGAAAACCAGAGAUCAGCAAUUUCAAAAAGAGAUGAGACUUGCAAAUGUUAAAACAUUUUAAAAUGGGCCCGAAGGACUCAGACAUGACAGUUAGCACAGCUUAACAAAUGACAACGUAUAAUCUACCUGCAGAAAUUAUGUGUGCACUGUUGAGCCCCUCGGAGCAGUAAAACAGGAUAUAUUUGUUCUAAUACAUUUUAUUUUCUCAGGGCUAAGAAUAUUUAUGGUCCACAGAUCAGCCUAUGUGCAAGAACUCAAUCUCCUUAAAGGCCAACAUGAUUUUUCAGAUUAGACCCUUAAACAAGUUUGGAGUCUUUUGGAUAUAAUACAGGGAGACAGAUCUGGAAACACCUCCAGAAAGUCUCCUCCAAAGGGAAACACUUUUUCAGUCUACUUCCCUCUGACUCAUAGCCAUGCUCCUGGUGGUGACUGUGGGCUGACCUAGUUAAUCAGUGGAAAGUUAAACGGUUAGAAUAUGAAGCUAAAUUGUUUAUAAUACAUGACAAAAGUCAGAAACAGGACCUUGAAGUGACCUUACUAGGUUCAUAUCUAUAUGCAAGCUGAAAGUAGCAUACGGACUAUUGUAAGCAAAGCUGGCCAGAAAUCACCAUACAGAGAUGAAUGUGAGAGCAGCUUGGACACCUGAAUUAUUACAGAUCUUCAUUUACUGAACUAGUAUCAUCUGGUAGACAAGAAAGCCAGCUACAUUCAGCAUUCCUUGAGGAAAAAGGUAUCACUAUUACAGGAUACCACAAAGCACUCUGAAAAAAUUUUUAGAACUUAAUAAUUUAUAUGAGUUAAGCCCCGUUACAUCUGUGACCUUGCAUCACUGAGUUUGAGAGGAUCAUAUACAGAGAAUAGUUGUGUCUCAAACACCCAUUUGAGUGUUUCUGUGCUGUGGAAAAUAGGUUUUUUCAGCCAUUUCUGUUGUAACUCAGACUUCAACUGGAACACUUCACCAAGCAGUUGCCCCUCUCUAACCCAUAUUCUCAAAGGACAGUUUUUGCUGACAGCCAGCCAAGACCACUCAGACUGACAGAGCAGGCAUGCAUGUGUUUCAUAGCUGUGAUGUACAAUUACUUGUUCUGCCUGCUUAAGCCUAGCUGGGGAAUGACAAGACUCGUAAGCCACACCAUACACAUAGAAACUUUUCCUAGGCCAAAAAAAUUCGGAUUUUUGCAUAUUGUUGCUAUAAAAAUGUAGUCAGCAGAGGACCAAGAUCCUUAACAGAUGAUUUAUUUGUACAGUGGUGUUCACUGUCCAAGACUGAAUUUAGCUGCAUCUACAUGCAUCAGACUACUAUAGAGAACUAGAUGGCCAGCAGAAACACGUAACAGUGUAAUAUAGCUGCUUUUAAGUACAGAAUUUGAUCAGUUUUCUUUCACCAUUUAAAACCAGA